CCCCGUUUGACCAAAUGUCGUUGUUGGUCAUAUAUUUUAGCGCCAAAAAUUCAAACUGGCAUGUUUAAUGAUGUAUCAAUUUACGUUGAUCAUUGRCAGAUAAAAGGCUCUUCUCACUCUUCCAGCUUCAGUUAUCUSAACGACUCGGACAGAGCAACUAAACUCAAAAUCUCUAAUCAAACAAAGCAAAGAUGUCCCUACUUCAGUGCAUAUUGUUCUUUCAGCUCGUAUUUGGUGCGGCUGUUGCAGAUCUCUCAGAGGAUUCUGACUUGUUGAAACUUCUUGAUGAAUUGAGUAAAGAUACUUCAAAUGAAAUUGAAAGACCUUUGAGCAAGCGUAAAAUGAUGAAGCCUCAAGCCUGGAAAGAGGACCCUCAAGCUUGGAAGCAGGACCCUCAUGCCUGGAAACAGGACCCUCAAGCCUGGAAGCAGGACCCUCAAGCUUGGAAGCAAGACCCUCAAGCCUGGAAACAGGACCCUCAAGCCUGGAAGCAGGACCCUCAAGCUUGGAAGCAAGACCCUCAAGCCUGGAAACAGGACCCUCAAGCCUGGAAGCAGGACCCUCAAGCUUGGAAGCAAGACCCUCAAGCCUGGAAACAGGACCCUCAAGCCUGGAAGCAGGACCCUCAAGCUUGGAAGCAAGACCCUCAAGCCUGGAAACAGGACCCUCAAGCCUGGAAGCAGGACCCUCAAGCUUGGAAGCAAGACCCUCAAGCCUGGAAACAGGACCCUCAAGCCUGGAAGCAGGACCCUCAAGCUUGGAAGCAAGACCCUCAAGCCUGGAAACAGGACCCUCAAGCCUGGAAGCAGGACCCUCAAGCUUGGAAGCAAGACCCUCAAGCCUGGAAACAGGACCCUCAAGCCUGGAAGCAGGACCCUCAAGCUUGGAAGCAAGACCCUCAAGCCUGGAAACAGGACCCUCAAGCCUGGAAAGAAGACCCUCAAGCCUGGAAACAGGACCCUCAGGCUUGGAAGAAAGAUAAAAAACCACUGAAAGUUCGUGUUCGUCUCGUUAGUAAACAGUUUCGCAACAUGGGUCGUGUCGAGGUAUUGUAUCGUGGCCGAUGGGGAUCAGUCUGUGAUCGCUCGUGGAACCGUUAUGAUGCCAAUGUAGUCUGCCGUCAGCUUGGUUACCCAAGAGCCUUAGCGGUCCGUCGAGGAGCUCACUUCGGUCAAAGUAAAGGUCCCAUUUGGAUGGAUAAUGUCAGGUGUACAGGUCGCGAAACGAAUCUUGGGAUGUGUCGGUUUAAUGGGUGGGGCAAGCAUAGGUGUCGCCACAGUAACGAUGUGGGCGUGGUAUGCCAACCCAAAGAAACGUUAAAAACGUAUCAUCUAUGUGAAAACCACAAUGGUGUCCUGCGAUGUCCCAGUCGUAAGCGUCUAUGGAUUGUUUAUGCGAACUAUGGUCGUACCAGUGGUCGGUCUGUCUGUCCUCACUCCAAUAUAAAGAAUACACGGUGCUUAAAUAAGUCGUCUAGUCAAGGGAUUCGGUGUGCAUGCCAUGGUAAAUCGUCAUGUCGAUUGUACGCUAAGAACGAAGUGUAUGGAGACUCGUGUCCUGGYACUCACAAGUAUAUAGAAGUCAGAUAUAAAUGUGUAUAGGCAUUUUGUAUAUAUUAUAUAGAGGGACAGUAUUAAACCCGUUUAACACUAAGUGCUAGAACAUCAAGUCCGUGAAAUAGAUAUUAGACAUUUGAUCAUUUUCUGAGACCUUGACUUGUUUCACGGGUGUUCUCAAUCUAAAAGGCUAUAAAGCUUUUAUCGUUGAAUCUCACAUGUAACCAGUUCAAUUCAAAUUCUCGAUACAUGUUAAAUUCGACGUUUAUUUCUUGCACUUUACACAAUGACCACAAGCAUUUUAACGUACUGUUAUGCAUUGUAAAGAUAUAACCUUGGAGGAAAUCGCGAAAUCGCGCUACGAGCAUACUGCAUUGAUGUAGUAGAAAAUAUAUUGAGCAAUCGCACAUGAGCUAGUAUUAACAAAAAUUCAGUCAUUUAUUGCAUUUAUUAUGAUUUUUUCAUCUUAUGAUCAAAAUAAAAAAUGAAAAUAGUUUAUA
This is a messenger RNA of Exaiptasia diaphana, 2056 nucleotides long. Its product is annotated as golgin subfamily A member 6-like protein 7. Bases 192 to 1601 code for a protein of 469 amino acids. Gene Ontology annotation, cellular component: membrane. Gene Ontology annotation, molecular function: carbohydrate binding. Lineage: Eukaryota; Metazoa; Cnidaria; Anthozoa; Actiniaria; Aiptasiidae. The transcript is spliced from 5 exons. The record is from RefSeq and is a predicted model, not a curated record.